CGGCGCGCCUGCGCGGCCGGGCCGCGGGUGAUGCUGCUCCGGAGCUUGGUUGGGGGAGGCCGCACGGUGGCCGCCGCUGCCUGCGGUCCGGGGCCACGUGGACCCUCCAGCUGGGACAGGUGCCAAAGGCUUCCUGGAGGCGGCAGCGUUCUUUACAGGCCGCAUGCCUGGGUCCAAGUCCGUGAAGGCCACAGAGAUUUUGGGAAGGACCAUGUAGAGGAGGGCUCUCAAUCAGGUGCAGAUGGCACAGGGCAGCCCAAGUCGUCCUUGCCUGGCAGGGGCCCCCCAGAAGCCCUGUAUCCCCCGCCGCCUGACCUCCAGCCCCCCACAAACUGCUGCAUGAGUGGCUGUCCCAACUGUGUGUGGGUGGAGUAUGCAGAUGCACUGCUGCGGCAUUACCGAGACGGUGGUCAGAGGGCCCUGGCUGCCCUCGAGGAGCACGUGGCUGAUGAGAACCUCAAGGCCUUCCUCAGGAUGGAGAUCCAGCUCCGAGUGAGGAGUGGAGGCUGAGCCGACUUGCCCAACACCCACGCCAGCUCCAACCUGACAGCUCCUUCUCAGGAAGCAGCACGGAGCUUUACCCGUGGCCCUUCGUGAGGCCGGAGUCAGGAAUAGAAGGAAUUAUUUAAUGACUUUAUCUGAGAAUAAAUAAGUCUCUAUGGUGA
Callorhinus ursinus (northern fur seal) is the source of this 665-nucleotide messenger RNA. RefSeq names its product oxidoreductase like domain containing 1 (gene OXLD1). Lineage: Eukaryota; Metazoa; Chordata; Mammalia; Carnivora; Otariidae. Gene Ontology annotation, cellular component: mitochondrion. The record is from RefSeq and is a predicted model, not a curated record.